CAGGUUAACUUACAAGUAGCUUAUAAACAAAGAACUUGGUGGAAGGUGGAAAUGAUUUGACAGGAUGUGAAAACAAAAGUUAGAUUGUGCAUCUUAUAACUUUUAAGGGGACUAAAAUAUGGCCCCUGUUGAGGACGUAGAGAAACUCAAGGAACACUGCAGCGACUAGAAUAAAUAACUGAUUUGGACUUGUCAAUGAUUGCUUACCAUACGAUUUCUGGUUGCACGGACACUAUCCGAAAGGUAUCAUCUAAAAAAGUUAAAAGGAAGGAAUUUCAUCAUCAUCCGCCACCACCACCACUUCCACAUCAUUAUGAAACUCCCCCAUCUCCAAAAGGUGAUAAUUUUCCAAGUGAUGCUAUAGAAUAUCAUGCAUUCCAUGGUAAAGUUAUUUCUAAAAACGGCUACAGUGCUGGGACUGGAUUGCGAGUUAUAGCACAAGGUUCUGCAGAUCAAGCAAAUACAGCAGUUGUUAACCAAGCAGCAGCCGCUAAACAAGCUGCUUAUUUGGCUCAAAAUACCUUAGCUCAAGCGGCAGCAGCUGCUGCAACAACUGCUCUUGCAGCGCUUCAGGGAAAAGAAGUUAUUCUUCAGAAACUUGAACAACAAUCAAUUGAGGCUCACCAAGCUUUAGAAGGAGAAAUUACUCAGUUACAACAAGCUAAAAGAUCAGCCAAAACUGCACAACAUGCUGCGCAACAAUCUCUCAAUCAUGUUGCCGUCCUAACAGCAGCUUUAAAUAAUGCACAAGCAGCUGCUGAACAUGCCCAAAAAGCUGCAGCGGAAGCUGCUGCAGAACUGGCUUCACAAACGUCAAUGGUUGGUCAAGCAAAAACUAAACUAGAAGAUGUUGAACAGCAACUACACAACGCAAGGCUUGAUUAUGAGGCAACUAGGGAAGCUGCCCAAAAAGCUAGCAAUUCAGCACAGGAAGCUCAAAACAAUGCAAAUGAAGCUGCCCUUCAUGCAUCAAUAGGACUUCAUGAAUCUGUCGUUGCAGUUAGUGGACACGAAAAUGAUUUUUCUCAAAAUCAUGAUGUUGGGGAUAUUUCAAAUGAUCAUAAAUAUAGUUUAGUAGGCUAUUAAAAACAUUAAUAUUUUUGAUAAAUUUAACUUACAAAUUAAGUUAUGAAAUGAAAAUCAAAUUCAGUAUUAAGUAGCGUAUUAUUGUUAUAUGUAUUAAAAUUAAAUGAUAAGUAGUUUUUGU
Molecule: messenger RNA, 1207 nt
Organism: Condylostylus longicornis
Lineage: Eukaryota; Metazoa; Arthropoda; Insecta; Diptera; Dolichopodidae
Exons: 9
Coding region: 196-1086 (296 amino acids)
Source: RefSeq, a predicted model, not a curated record